Messenger RNA from Pectinophora gossypiella (pink bollworm), 3863 nucleotides. Its product is annotated as interaptin-like. The record is from RefSeq and is a predicted model, not a curated record. The coding region runs from base 303 to 3719 and encodes 1138 amino acids. The transcript has 5 exons. Gene Ontology annotation, molecular function: protein binding. Lineage: Eukaryota; Metazoa; Arthropoda; Insecta; Lepidoptera; Gelechiidae.
UUUGUUUUGUUAGCCAAGAUACUUGCUUCAAUGUAAUAUAUCAAAACGUUAUUAGCGUGCGGUAAUGAGCAGCUGAGACUUUGUCGUUGGGUUAAAAAUAGGCGAACAACCUCGAACUUUACGUUUCGCUCGCGGCAGUGCGUUGAACCAGUCGAUCAAUAAGCCAAGUUCAAGUUGUUCAUAUUGCCGCAUCGUCAUGACUACCGGAGCCGCAACAAACCGAUUGCUAGCACCACACCCAGUGCUGGUGUAUCAGUGUGAAGACGUUAUUAUUGGCGCAUUACCAUUGUUUCUAUUACACGAUGAGGCUGACGAAGUAUGCAGGCUACACGCGACCGGCGCCGGUGCCAACGAUGCCUCCGGGCGUGGUGGAGCUGAUGGAAGGUCUCACCAAGGAGGUGCUGCGCCAUAACCCGGCAGACAUGUACCAGUUCUGCGCAGACCACUUCGAACAACUGCUCGUCAUCAGGGAUGGUCGUGCUCCAAAAAAAACGUUAACUCUUGAGCAAAAAAUAAACAGGGCUCAGCAGAAAGUGAGAGAAAGAGCGGAACAUCGGCGUCGUAAGUACGACGAGGAAAUGAAGAAAUAUGUUGAAGAAAUGAAAUGUUCCAGUAAUGUUCAAGAUGAACCGGCCACCGAUAAAUUAAAAUCGCCGGAAUUGGUACAGGAUAGUAAGCUCAAAGCUCCAGUACAUCAUGACCAGGACCUGACUGAUGCCAAAGAAGUUGAAAUAUUUCAUAAACCUAUUGAAGAAACGAAGAUUGAAAAAGUAUUUGCGACCAACAUUGAGACAAUCAAUAAUACAAAUGAUUCAUCAUUAGUUAAGGAUAUUCUUGAAAAAGAAAAUGAAACGACAGUUAACGAGGAGCUCAAACAGCUUAAGGGCAAAGGUUUUUCUCAAGAAGAAAUCCCUGCAACUAAUUUAGAUUCUACUAUUUCCGACAUUGAUGGCAUUUUGGAAAAUAAUAAAUCAUAUAGUGUUGAUAACAUCAUUGAGAAUGGUAACGAAGACGUGCGUACUGAACUUAAUAGAGUAAGAAGAAGUGUAGCUCCAGUUGAAUCUCAUAAAAAGGUUAAACAAGUAGAAGAAGUGGAUAUUAGGGAGGCACAAAUAGAAAAUCCACAAGAAGCUGUCGUCUUACUUAACCAUCCUGAAGCUAAGAUGGAAGAAGUGAAAGAUAUUUCAUUAGAGAAAGAGGAACGACCCAAUGACGUCGCUAAUGCUGAAAAGAUUGAAAAAGAAAAUAUAGAAGCAACUGACACUAUUGUCAAUAAAGAAAAUAAUACUGGUAUAGAUUCAUCAAAUAAUAAAUACGAUACUAUUGAUCGUGCCGAACCAGAAAAUGACAUCGAUAAAGCAGAAAUGGCGGAAACUGAAAUUGAAACACCGAAAGGAGAAACUCUUGAUAGUAACGUCACUAUUUCUACAAAAGAACUCUACGACGAGGCAACAAUGAAUGUGAUUUCAGAAUUAGAAUCGGCCGAUUUAAAGGUAGGUAGCAAUUCAGAAAAACCAGACAAAAAUGCAGUUGAAACAAAAGAAGAAAUAACAAACAUUUUAGAACCCACUGACGAGAGCCUUGAAAAACAGGCCGAAACAUUUGAAAAUGUAGACAACAUUAAAGAUACUAUGCCAGAAAUCGUUGGCAUAGUCGAUAUGAAAGCUGACGACAAACUAUUAGAAUCUCAUGAAUUGACAAAUGCGAUAGAUACGCUCGUUGAAGAAAAGUUGUUACCAGAAAUUGAAAAUGUAGAACAAAAGAAACAAGAAUUAAAAUACGAACUUGCUGAACCAGGGGAAACGAAAGAUUCUACAUAUUCACAGAAAGGUUUUGAGUUAACUGAAGAAACGAAAAGUGAACCAGAACUUCUUGACCAAGGUUCGAAAUUACAAAACGCUGAUACAGUUUUUACGUUCACUGGUAACAGAAAUUUGUUGGAUCAAAACAUAGAGUCUCAGAAAGAGAAAAUGGAUACAUUGGAAAUAUCUACACAUAUAACAGAGGCAAGUGGCCAAAGUGAUGAGGCACCGAAAGCUAAUGCCGUUUCUACUGAAAUAGAAUCUAGUAAUGUUCUUCAAGUUGUGGCAGAAGAUAAUGUGUCUGAAGAACAAAGUAUUGUUGAGAACGAUAAAACAUUGGACAUCAUACCCGAGAUGAAAACAUGCGAAGUUACUGAAUCGGAAAAUAACUCAAAUGACGACGACACAGAAGACGUUAAGAAGGGUGACAAUGAAACAACACCUAAAAGUGAAGCUGACUCUGCAGCGGAAGAAAAUGUGGAUGAUUCUUUAACCACGAUAAAUAAGGUGCUAGUCGAUGAAUCUGCCAUUGUGAAUGAUGAUAAUGAUUCUGUUCCCGUUGAAAUAACCACAACAAAUGGAACAGAACAAAAUUUAAACGGCAGGUAUGAAAAUGGCAAAGAGACACCAGAUUCAGAAGCUAUUUCUACUAUCGAAGAAUCGUCGAAUCAAGAGAUAGCAAAAGAUGUACAAAAUGUCCCAGACAUUCAAGAUAAUUUAUCAACUGCGUCAGAACCUAUUAAAACUGAUAAUGAAACAAGUUCUAUAGGAAAAUCUAGUAGUAUGGACGAUAGUUUUAUCGAAGAUAGCACUAAUAGCAUCCUAGAAGUAGAACUUAAGGAAACGAAUGCUGAGUCUACACAAAAUAAGGAGUCGUCAAGUAGUAUGGAUUUGGAAACUGCAGCAGUGACUAUUCAGAAAGUUUUUCGUUCUUUCCUUUUCAAAAGCAGAUGUUCCACUUUUGAUGAUACUGGAGCAGAUGAUAGCAAUUCGAUCGAUAACGAUCAUGAAAAGCUCGAAGUACAAUACCCGGUUUCAACAACACCUUUGAACAAAGAACGAAGAACUUUAGGUAGAAUGGACACAGUAUUACAAACAGUGAAUGAAGAGAAGUCAUUAUCUUUAUCAACUGACGACUCAUCUUUAUCAAGUGCUGCUACUAUAAUACAAGCUCAUGUCAGGGGCUUUUUGGUCAGAAAUAGAAGAAACUCUAAUAAAACAAAUUCUACAUCGUUAGUCAAUUCUGAUGGUCGUUCCACGUCCCUAGAAGCUGACAGUGAUCAAAAAGCCAACAAAACUGUUUUGAAUAUUCACAUUGUUCCCGAGGGUGACCAUUUUCUAAGCAGAGAUGAAAGUUUAUUAACCUCGAUCGAUUUAUCUUUAGAUGGAAGUCCACCUUCCUCUACUAACCUACACCCUUUAGGUUACGACAAAAGUGAACCUAGAAAACAGUUGAAACGUGAAGAUGCUAUACAGUCCAUUUCUCCACCAAGCAAUAAUAGCGGGAAGCUCAGUGAAGACGUAGAUUCUGUGAAAGACAUGAUAAUAUCUGACGAGCAGCAAAAAAAUAUCGAUAAUUUGAUAAACGAACCGCAACAAAAUGUAGAUGUAGAGAGUCGCGACGAUACGCCAACUAAGAGUACUACGAUUGAGACUGUCAUAGAAGCUCAUAAAAUUUUGAGAGAUGAAUCAAGUAGCCCAGAAGAGGAAAAAAAUGAAGCAGAAAUCGUUUCCAGACGUAAAGAGUCUAUUGCAAAAUACAAUUCAGACGAAAACGACGUAAUUACUCCAUUUGAGGAAAAAGUUUCGCUUGACUCUGGAAAUACAUCGCGACUGCUUCAUUCUGGGGAAUUCCAUGACGUGGUAUUACCCACAAAAGUUUCGCGAAAUGACACAUCAGUCGUCCGUGGUGAGUGAAGACAUCUUCUAUUUCCAGAAUUCAAGAACGUGUUGGCGUAUUUUAUAAUUUGGAAUAAUUCCUAAUGUAGAAGUUAGUAAGCGUCCAUGAAAUCGGAUUUUAUUUAUUUAUAAGUAACGCAAAAAUAAAGAUAAUUAAAAUUA